GACACGGAAAACAUACAUAUAUAUAGUUCCAAUACAGUAGACUGUUGGUAGUCGUACCGGACACUAGUUCCUGGUCACUUCUGAAGAUGUUUCUGCUAGGAGUUUAUGUGGUUUGCUUGGCGUCACAAGUAACAGCAGAAAGUCCCAGGGAGCGGCUGAAAUCUCUGAGUAAUGAUUACUGGACCUUUCGAAUGAAGAUAGAGCCAUCUGUCGCCACUUUUCUUGGGGACUACAGCUUCAACGGUGAUUUACGUAACUACACGCAUGCGCAGUUUGAUGCAGAUAAGGCUCAAACAGAAGACUUCCAGCGGAGGUUGAGAGCUAUCUCCCGCAGAGAUUUGUCCCGUUCUGACAGAGUAACUUAUGACUUGCUGCAGAACAUCUUUAAAACAUUCAUAGACGGAUAUGAAUGGCGCAGGUAUGGGUCCCUAACCCCUGUCAACUUCCUCGAGGGCCCUCACAAGCACUGGGGUGUUCUAAUAGACAGCACACCUUUCAACACGGAAACCGAUUUCCAAGAUUUUCUAAACAGAUUGAAAGCGCUCGUCAGACAGAUUGGUGAAACGAUAACACUCAUGAAGGAGGCCAUUCGUUUGGGCAGAACUAAUCACCGUGCGUCUAUGAAUCGCGUGCCGGACGAAAUCACCAGUCAAAUAAUAGAUGUUCCGAUCCAAAACUCAACAUUCUUCAAACCUUUCCAAGGCAGAUUAAACGACGCACAGAAUAUUUCAGACGCCACAAAGUUACGCCUGCGCAUAGAUGCUGAGGACAUCAUUGGGACAAUGGUGGUCCCUGCUUUUCGAAACCUGUCCGACUUUAUCUCCCAGGAAUAUCUGCCCAAUACGAGGCAGGGCUAUGGAGUAGGUUCACUCGAUAAUGGCACAGCUUAUUAUGAGGCCGCUUUGAAGUUUUACAUAUCGACUGAUCAGACCCCGCAGGAAAUUCACAAGCAAGGACUUGAGGAGGUGGAGCGAAUUUCUGCACUCAUGAUGGAGAUAAUCAAAGAAAAUGGUUUUAAUGGCACUAUCCGAGAAUAUAUUUUAAGCCUAGGGAAGAAUCCAGAAUUUUACUUCAACACUUCAGAGGAAUUGUUAGCUUUUGUGGAAGACAUAGUGGAAAACAGAAUUCAGCCAAAACUUAAAGACCUCUUCAAGAUAGACCCUGGAAUCAAACUCGAAAUACGCCCCAUGCCGUCCAACGGGCCAGCUGCGUAUUAUUUCAACGGAAACGAGGCUGGCAAGCCCGGUAUUUACAUGGUGAACUUGUUCAAACCCAAAACAAAACUGAAGCUGGGGUUCAUGGCGCUUUCAUUGCACGAGGGGAACCCGGGACACCAUAUGCAGAUGAGUUACGCACUAGUUGCUAACAAGGAUUUACCCAAGUUCCGCCGAAACCCAUUAAUUGACAUGUACAGCCGGGCCCCCUUUAACUUUCCCUUCUACACAGCAUAUAGCGAGGGCUGGGGUCUCUAUGCGGAGUACCUGGGAGAGGAGAUGGCGGCAUAUAAGGAUAACAACGAAAUGAUUGGUCGCUACUCCUAUGAAAUCUUCAGAGCGGUGCGUCUUGUGGUGGAUACUGGUCUCCAUGUCAUGGGUUGGAGUCGCGACCGGGCCAUCCAGUAUUUGGCCAACUACACCGAGAUGUCCUUAGAAUCGGCCGCCAUAGAGAUCGAUCGCUACAUCACGUGGCCCGGCCAGGCAUGCGCGUACAAGAUCGGCGAAAUGAAACUGAAAGAGCUGCGGCGCCGUGCUGAAAAAGCACUAGGGUCUAAAUUUGACAUCAAAGAGUACCAUCACCAGGUCCUCUCAAUCGGAGCGGUGCCACUCCAUUUGCUAGAACAGCAAAUUGAUGACUGGAUAUCUGCUACGGUCAGCAGCGCGGCCAAGACAAGCCCUGGUGUGGGUGGCGGCAUAUUGCUCACUUUUGCUGUUCUUGGAGUGUUUCUACUUAAACAAGAUAAUCUCAUUUAGAAAUAAACACCGGACAGCCAUCAGACUGUUUUUUCAGUCAGUGCGUGGCAAGCGUAGCCUCUUUCAACAUCGUAUAAACAUGUAUGGUGUUUCUUCGGUACACUUGCUUAGAGAGAGGCGCUCAACCUUGGGCAAACCCUU
Lingula anatina is the source of this 2111-nucleotide messenger RNA. RefSeq lists its product as uncharacterized. The record is from RefSeq and is a predicted model, not a curated record. NCBI's taxonomy places the organism in Eukaryota, Metazoa, Brachiopoda, Lingulata, Lingulida, Lingulidae.